GCUGCUGCCGCCAUCUCUCGCUCUUAGCGCCGAGCUUGAAAGAGGCUCGCCAUGUCUGGAGAGCCAUCGAGCGCGACUGUCGCUGGACCGUCGUCCAGCAAGCGGCCAGCGUGGUCGCCCGACCACCUGGCGCACGAGCCGCCACAGGCGCCGCCCAUCGAUGUGCGGAUAGAGGAGGAGCAGGCUGCGCAGGCUGCGGCUCAGGCAGCUGGUUUCGAAGGGCGGAGAGCUAGGAAGUUCCUGCAGAGACGGACCGUCGAUUACUUUGGCACGUACAUGCGCUACAACCUUGACCGGCUACAUCGAACGUGCUAUCGACACGAUGACGAAUACAUGCGGCCUAGCGUGCACUCGAUCAGCAAGCUUCACCCGCCUUUUGCAUACUCAAGAUCGAGCACUUCAAUAGCAACGACGCCCGUUCAUACAUCUACGAACAAGGUCCGCUGCCCGGUUAACAUUGUUCAAUGGACGCCUGAAGGUCGGAGGCUGCUGACAGGCUCGCAGUCAGGCGAGUUCACACUAUGGAACGGACUGACGUUUAAUUUCGAGACGAUCUUGCAAGCGCAUGACUCGCCAGUGCGAGCGUUUGAAUGGUCCAAGUCGGGUGUUUGGCUCGUCUCUGCCGAUCAGAACGGCAUCAUCAAAUAUUUCCAGACCAAUAUGAACAAUCUGCAAGCGUUUGAAGGACAUCGCGAAGCCAUUCGAGGCGUCAGCUUUAGCCCGGAUGAUGCGCGCUUCGUCACGGCGAGCGAUGACUCGACGCUCAAGAUCUGGGCAUUCGAUGAGGCGCGGGAGGAAACGACGCUCAGAGGGCAUGGGUGGGACGUCAAGUGCGUUGAUUGGCACCCGACAAAGGGCCUCAUUGUCUCUGGCAGCAAAGACAAUCUGGUCAACUUUUGGGAUCCGCGAAGUGGCACCAACCUGGCGACGCUACAUGGCCACAAGCAAACGAUCCAGGCAUGCAAGUGGGGUGGGCCGUCGAACAAUCUCGUUGUGACUGCAUCACGAGACCACUUUUUACGCAUCUACGACAUUCGUGCUAUGAAAGAGCUCUACACAUUGCGAGGGCACAAGAAUGAAGUUUGCAGCGUCGCGUGGCACCCGGUCCACUGCGACCUGCUCGUUUCGGGCGGCUCGGAAGGUUCGAUGAUCUACUGGUCGUUGCAAGCGGAAGAUCCGGAAGCACCAUUGCUGGCGAUGGACGAGGCGCACAACUCGAACAUCUGGAGUCUCUCGUGGCAUCCGCUGGGCCACCUUCUUGCGAGCGGAGGCAACGAUCACGCGACCAAGUUCUGGGCGCGCUCAAGGCCUGGUGGGGCCGAGCCGGGGCACAGUGGGCAUUAUCCACAUCAGCAGCAGCAGCAGUUCGAUGGAUACACCUUUGAGAGGGCCGAUUUUUACGGUCGGGAUAGCAGAGGAGGUGGUGGUGGUGGCGGGUUUCUAUCAGGAUGAUCGGCAGCCAACUUGCGCUUUUGCCUGUAUUGCAGCCCCAUUGCCGACGCAUCGGUUCUCCAAAGAAUGGUUCAUAGUAUUUCGAC
Molecule: messenger RNA, 1538 nt
Organism: Tilletiaria anomala UBC 951
Lineage: Eukaryota; Fungi; Basidiomycota; Exobasidiomycetes; Georgefischeriales; Tilletiariaceae
Product: WD40 repeat-like protein
Exons: 6
Coding region: 52-1452 (466 amino acids)
Cellular component (GO): mRNA cleavage and polyadenylation specificity factor complex
Molecular function (GO): protein binding
Source: RefSeq, a predicted model, not a curated record